Cladocopium goreaui is the source of this 333-nucleotide messenger RNA. Lineage: Eukaryota; Dinophyceae; Suessiales; Symbiodiniaceae. The record is from the annotation of a GenBank genome assembly.
AUGGAGCCCAGCAGCUUGCGUUUCUUGGGCCUUGGCGAGUCCUUAGUUCCAUGCCGAAACUUGUGGUCGCAAACCUGGACAGAUGAUCCGCCCUUGUUCCUCCGGAAGAUCCGCGGGCCAGAGCCAACGCCGCCUGUGCCGCUGGAGUUUCAACCGACAUCUCCGGGGCAGAAAGAAAGGCUACGACGGCUACGAUUGUGCACUUGGAACGUCCUGGCCCCUAGCUAUGCCUUGCACAAGUCUUUUCCGGAUGUGAAACCAGAGACUUUGACUGCAGUGGUGUCUCUCAGAAGCGGCGACAUGACAAUGUGGACAAGUUCAAGACGACAAUGA